GAGAAAUAGUUUAUUACUAAAAGAAAUAUUUUAUUACUAUGAUUAAAAGUUUGUGUUCAGUGCAAAAGUUAAUUCUGAAAAGAAAUCUUUCUUAAAGUUGUUUUAUGCUGUAAUUUUGUAUUUAAACUGUAAGUACCUUAGUACCUGACAAUUUUGUAUGUAGAUUGUUGAAUGUAAAUGCACCGCAGAUAAAUUCAAUGAUAAAUGAUUAAUUCAUAUUUUUUUUGGUUUCAGAAAAAUGAUUUUAUCCCCCUGACUUCUAACCUUAAACUAGGAUCACUCCGACAAUACUGAUGAAUUUAAAAUUAUUAAUUUAUUUUAAACUAAAAUAAACCGAUCUAUCCAAGUAUGGGAGAUAUUCUACUAUUUGCUCUCUCCCUGGUAGAUACUGGAGCUCUCAUAUUCAUCCUUGUCUUCUUUAUUAUUACACUCUCAGAUCUUGAGUGUGACUACUUAAAUGCUCAGGAGUGCUGCGGAAGACUGAACUUCUGGAAUAUUCCAAAAUUAUGGAGUCAGCUGUUACUUCCAAUUCUGCUCACACUCACAGGACACUGGAUGCUAGUUCUGUUAAAUCUUCCAAUAUGUAUCUGGUUAAUCAGGCAGUUUCAUUGCAUCAGGAGAGGAAAUUUAGGUGAAUAUGACCCAGCAGAGAUACAUAAUGCAGGUCAGCUUAGAAAACAUAUGAUUCAUGUUUCCCUUCACCUGGCCUGGCAGAUGGUUUCUUUCUUCAUUUAUCUUUACUGCUUGCUUGACGCUGUUAUGCUAGAGGACGUAAUGCUUCCAGCAGACGAUGAUGUCACUGUUCUGAAUCGACCAGUUCAAACCAAAUAUUACACAACCCCGGCUACUAAAGAACAUCAUCCUCAGCGGGAUUAUGAUUUCUAGUUGGUUUUUACUUUUUAA
This is a messenger RNA of Eurytemora carolleeae, 903 nucleotides long. RefSeq names its product protein cornichon homolog 4 (gene cnir). NCBI's taxonomy places the organism in Eukaryota, Metazoa, Arthropoda, Copepoda, Calanoida, Temoridae. The transcript has 6 exons. Gene Ontology annotation, cellular component: COPII-coated ER to Golgi transport vesicle; endoplasmic reticulum membrane. The record is from RefSeq and is a predicted model, not a curated record. The coding region runs from base 349 to 885 and encodes 178 amino acids. Gene Ontology annotation, biological process: endoplasmic reticulum to Golgi vesicle-mediated transport.